Messenger RNA from Corticium candelabrum, 1081 nucleotides. RefSeq names its product dehydrogenase/reductase SDR family member 4-like. Gene Ontology annotation, molecular function: carbonyl reductase (NADPH) activity. The transcript is spliced from 10 exons. The record is from RefSeq and is a predicted model, not a curated record. Bases 26 to 829 code for a protein of 267 amino acids. NCBI's taxonomy places the organism in Eukaryota, Metazoa, Porifera, Homoscleromorpha, Homosclerophorida, Plakinidae.
CGUUUUAGCUCAUCCGCCUCGUGCAAUGCUAUCAGGUCUCCGUCGAUCUCUGAUGAGUUCUGCUACUCAUUCCAAACGACUUGUUGGGAAAGUCGCUGUGGUGACCGCUUCAACGGACGGAAUCGGGUUUGCUAUCGCUCGAAAGUUGGCCCAAGAGGGUGCACGUGUCGUUGUCAGCAGCAGGAAAGAGACUCGAAUUAAAGAAGCUGUUCGGUCACUGACGGAUGAGGGACUGUCUGUUAGUGGUGUUGUUUGCCAUGUGGGAAAGAAGGAAGAUAGAGAGAACUUGAUUGACAAGGCUGUGAAAGAAUAUGGAGGUCUAGACAUUCUCGUUUCCAAUGCAGCAGUUAAUCCAACAUUUGGUCCAAUCUUAGAGACACCUGAACAAGCAUGGGACAAGAUUUAUGAAGUCAACAUCAAAGCAGCAGCUAUGCUUACUGCAUCAUGUGUUCCUCACUUGGCAAAACGAGGAGGAGGUAGUAUCGUCUAUGUGUCAUCUAUUGGGGGAUUUAAUCCUUUUGAAUUGCUUGGUGCCUAUUCAGUCAGCAAAACAGCCCUGUUUGCACUAACCAAAGCAGUGUCAAGAGAAUGUGGUCCUAAAAAGAUCAGAGUCAACUGCAUAGCACCAGGCAUCAUAAGAACAAAAUUCAGUGAAGCUCUGUGGUCUAAUCAACCUAUCCUGAACCAUUUGCUUGAUACCAUACCACUGAAAAGGAUUGGUGAGCCUGAAGACUGCGCAGGCACUGUCUCAUUUCUUUGCUCAGAUGAAGCACGGUAUAUAACUGGUGAGACUAUUAUCAUCUCAGGGGGAAUGCAAUCCAGAUUGUGAUCAAGUGUGCUCAAAACACUCAACUCAAAUGUAUCUGCAGUGUAAGCUUGGCACUGUACCAGUUUUUGCGGACAUGUUUAGUUUAUUAAUACUCAAUGAUUGUGGAGUUACAUACAGUACAAGACUUUUGCAUUACAAACAUUACAAUGAAUAACUGAUGCAUGUGUGCAGUCCAUGUUUUGUCAACCUUUCCAGAGGUAUUUAUUUGUGUCAGCUGUCUUUUCCCUUUCGCUUAAAUAUCUCUGAGACCUU